GCCUGGCUCCAAUUUAUCCAUUUUAUUUUUCUAUUUUCAUUCUCCAUUUUUGCAAAUCCAUUAGAACCUUUCAUUACUUUUGAUAUAAAAAAGGAACUUUGUGUAGCUUUCGCUCUGACACACUCAAAUGUGAAGCCAGUUUUGCUAAGAUUAUAUUCAACACUUCCUCUUUCUCCUCACAUGCAGAAAACACUUUGUGCUCUGAGGUUUUAGUAAAGAAUGCUGUUGAGUUGGAGCAAGUCGACAAAUUCAAUUAUCUUGAUCCCCAUGAGAAGCAGGAAUCCGAUGAGGAUGUUUACCAGCUGGGAGUACUUAAAUGUUAAGAUGAGCUCUGAUAUCCAGCCUUCUAUGAGAGAACCACACCUCCGAUUCUUUUCGGGGGUUGGAGACUUUUCCCCUUGAAGACCAUUGUCUCUUUUAUAAGAAUGAACCAUUAGGUGGUUUUGGAGUCUGCUGACGACAGAACAUUGACGAGUCUCCUCAUGUGCAGUACCUCUCAUCAAUUAAAAGGAUGUUGCUCAGUUCCAUGAAGAGGUGCUUUCUCUUCUGCAUUCUGUGUGCAUUGUUGAUUCUUCUCCUCGUCGGAUGGCCAAGAGCAAUCCUGUAUACCACCUGUAAUCCCAGUGAUAGAAAUCUGACCAUCCUACUCUGGCACUGGCCCUUCAGACAUUCAUUCAGUCUGAAGGGUGAUGUUUGCUGGGAUCUCUACCAAAUACCUUAUUGUAAGCUGGUGGACCAGCGCUCCUUCUACCCCACCGCUGAUGUUGUAGUGUUCCAUAACAGAGAACUGAUUGAUGGAAGUCAGAGGCUCCCCACUCAUCUUCCACGUCCACAGGGCCAGAGGUGGGCCUGGAUGUCCCUGGAGUCCCCUAAUAACAACGGAAACCUGCGGCGGUUUGGUAAUCUCUUCAACAUGACCAUAUCCUACAGGAGAGAUGCUGAUAUCACUGUACCGUAUGGUGAGCUGCUACCUGUGGAGACUGAGGAACACCUGGUGGAGGACAGGCGUGUGAAUAAAAGCUCUUUGGUCUGCUGGGUGGUCAGUAAAUACAGGAGCCACUACAAAAGAAGCCGAGUGUACAAAGAGCUGAGUGCUACAGUUCCCAUCAAGGUUUAUGGCCGCUGGACUAAUACACCUCUCUCCUCUGCAGACCUCUUACCUACCAUCUCACGCUGCUACUUUUAUUUAGCUUUUGAGAAUUCUGUGAGCAAAGACUACAUCACAGAAAAGCUGUGGUACAACGCUUACCAAGCAGGAGCUGUGCCUGUUGUGCUGGGACCAUCCAUAAAUCACUACAAAGCCGUGGCUCCGGAACAUUCUUUUAUUCACGUUGACAAGUUUGCUUCAAUAAAAGAUCUGGGAACGUACCUGCAACAGCUUGCAGGUGACAAGAAGAGGUACAACGAAUACUUUAACUGGAAAAAGCACUGGAAGGUGAAGGUUUACUCAGACUGGAGGGAAAGAAUUUGUAAGACGUGUUUACAUUACAGCAGAUUACCUCAGCAGCAUGUUUAUUCAGAUCUUCAUGCUUGGGUAAAUACAAAUAAUGGUCAGCCUUAAGAAAAUGUUAUGAAGUUUGUGGUUAUUUUAAAUCAAAUUUGCACUAAUCUAAUAAAGUAAUAAGAAAAAUGUAUAACAAGUGAUGAAAGGUCUUUUUUUUCCAGUGAAAUCUGAGAGUAAAACUACAGUGCUGUAAAAAAUAUUUGCCCCUUGCAGAUUUCCUCAGUUUUGUUUCAGAUCAGUAAACAAAUUCCAAAUUCAGAUAAAGUAAAAUUUAUUUUAAUAUUUGAGAAAUCCAAGAAAGCCAAUAUGAGAAGAUAAUUGACCUCUUUGUAGAACUAACUGUGAUUACCCAAAUAAUUUAGAUGAUUAAGUUUCACUAGCCACACCCAGGCCUAAUUACAGCAAGACCUGCAGCAUUAUAGAGGAUAUAUUAUACUAAACAUACCUGUUCCCACCUGGGUCUUUACUACCUCUAUAAACACUUCAAAUGUGGAAGAAAAAAUAAAUUUCCAUUUGUCCCCAUUUGUGAUAUCACAAACAGGGGAAUUUGUAUUUGAACCACCUUGCAUGUGCAAGAGGGAGCUGAUGCUGGAGGAGCAGCAGCUCUACUUUAAGCCCCUCCCAAAUAUCAGAGCUUCUAAAUUUAUAGCCUGAGUGGGGGUGUAAUGUUAAAUAUGAGUGAGGAUUCAAAAGCAGGUGAGUGCGGACCAGGAGGCAGCCAUAGAUGGUUAUAGUCUUUUUAUUCGAGGUGAUGAGUAACCGGAGACAACAGGAACAGGGAUGAACAAAAGGCAACAUAGACGAAUAGACAAACACAGAAACAACUUCAAUACAUGUGGACACAGGUGUAAAGGGUAAUUUACAUGUAAUUUAAUGAACCAUGAGACAUGAGAUUCCAUAGAAAAUAUGAAAUCAAUCUGAUGGACCUUUGGGUAUUUUUAACCAGAAGAUUGGAACUUUUUAUUGCAGGGAUUAUGUAACACUUCAUAUUGACUGAGAGACAACUGAAGUUGAGUCAAGUUUUAAAAGUUUAUAGAUUUAUUACUAAACAAAUUAAAACUAGGCUAACUUUAAACACUAAAUGUAUGGUGUAACUAAGGUGAAGUGAGACGAAGAAUGAUGUAGUGUGGAAUGUUGUUGGGAACCAGCAAAUCCGGAGAAACGAUUAGUUCUGAUGGGAGUGAAGGUGAUGUCUUCGCGCUAAGCUUUGAUUUGGAGAUUCAUAAACACAGAAGACACCAUUUUUGUCGCUCCACACAUACCCUUAGAAUGAGACCUCCGUACAGAUCCAGACUGCCAGGUCCUCGAACCCCUCUUUCGGUACCGGAGCCGAUGAAACAGCGUCAGCAGUACAACAGACUAGUCUUUGGAUUGUCUCCAGGUAAAAGCGACAGUUGGUUGACAGCGUCAGAUGGACCCGAAGGGUCAGUGAGUUCAGCUUUUAUUCUGAAAGGAACCGUUGCUUGGUUGGUAAAAUGCAACAGAUUUUAUCCAGCUUGUCGCUGGUUCUUUCAGCUGAAGAGGAAAGUUAUGGAUUGGCCACUCCGACAACUUCUCUAGAACGCUUUGAACUGCGUUAAAGAUAGUGGUGUGCAUCUCUACCUGCCUCACGAUCCGAUUCCGAUUAUCUGCCUAACGAUUCGAUUUGAGUCUUCAAUGCAUCACGAUUCUUCACGCAAAAAUUUUCAUUACUUAAUAAAAGCAGUAGAAUAGUUUUCAAUUUCUUUUUAAUUUCGAAAUCCCUGAAAAACAGAACAUUCAUCUAUUCACUAUAGUGAGCAAUAAUUUUUAAAGUGUGCUGCCUAUAAUUACUUAAAUAAUAUAAGAAAUAAUGUUUUUGGUAAAGCUUUAAGAUAGAAUAUUACUGAACUUAAAAAUAGUAAAGGAAUGUGUUAAGUGGACACUGAGCUGGACACUGAGCUCAGCGCAGCUCGCUGUCAGCGCAUACGUACGGCGCACAGCGAGCUGAAGAUGUGGAGAGGGGCUUGGAGCACGUCGCAGAACCAGAGCGCAUGCAGGAAGAUUCCUCCGACUGAAGCGAGACUUCUCACUUAGAAAAUGUUCCCUGAUUAUGAAACUUUGGCUGAAUAGUGCUUGUUCCUGUCUCCAAUGUGGCCACACAUCCAGGAGCUGAGGAGAAUCCCAGGAUCUCACAUCCUCGUUAGCUCAGAAUGCGCCUAUGAUUACGCACAAGCGUGACGCGCCAACCCGGUCUCACAGUAAGACCGGGUUGGACCUGUUCAGGUUUACGCAGACAAUCUUUACAUUUAGAAUUGGCAUACAGGUGUAAAAUUAAUUCAGUAAAAUAUAAAGCAUUUUAUUUAAAUAUCCAUUCAUUAUUUUACAAGCACAGAGAGCCGCAUCAGAUGGAUGGAAGAGCCGCAUGCGGCUCCAGAGCCGCGGUUACCGACCCCCGACAUAGACAUAGGGAGAGAAUCUCAUUAUGUCACGUUGCUGCAUCGAUGCGGAAUCAUGCACGGCUGAAUCGCGAUGCAUCUUAGAAUCGAUCUUUUUUCCCACCUCUAGUUAAAGAUGACGUGGGCAUAGUUUUAUACUUCGGAUGUUUUGGUUUAUGGUCGAAUGAAAAGAUGACAGAUUUACCAAGCACCACCAAAACCACGCCUCCGUCAGAUCUGGCAGACUCUGAUUGGAUCAGUAAAAGCAAUGUGUCAUGUCUUAACGCUGCAUGUGAUCAGUCUCUAGUGGAAACAUUUAAAGUUAUAUUACUUGUUAUAUUCUGUAGGAUUAUAAUAUCAAGUAAUUAAUAUUUUCAUUUCACAAAUUGGUUCACAUUUUAUUGUUGACUAACACUUUGUUUGAUUAGCUUGUUAAAAAUAGAGUUCUUUGAUUUAUUAAAAAGAACAAGUCCUUUGUCUUCAUUCUUCUCUUGGGCUGGAAAGGAAAACAGUUUAGAAGCAAAUGCAUGAGACCUUGAGGCAAUAUCUCAUGCAGAUUAGUUCUUGCUGAGGAGAGGGGGAAAUGACUUUUAGGUGGAAAACAGUCAUUUCAUUCCGUUACACAGGUGAUCAGGAAAACAAGAGGUAGGUGGGACCAAUUAACGCUAACAAGAGACUAAACAAGAGCUGGGUAGACGGAACGAGCCACACAGCUAUUUAGUGUACCCAAUCUUGCAUACUACAUUGAACAAAAAUAUAAACGCAAAACUUUUGUUUGUGCUCCCAUUUUUCAUGAGCUGAACUCCAAUAUCUGAAACUUUUUCUACAUGUACAGAAGAUCCAUAACUCUCAAAUAUUGUUCUGAAAUCUGUCUACAUGUGUGUUAGUGAGCACUUUUCCUUUAAUAAGAUAAUCCAUCCCAUCUCACAGGUGUGGCCUAUCAAGGGGCUGAUUAGACAGCAGGGAUAUUGUACAGGAGCCUCUCACAUGCCUCCAUCUAAAAGGCUAGGUUAUCCAGAGUUAUCUCUGUAGUUAUGCUGCUAUAGGCUUAGGCUGCUGGAGGACAUACUGACCACUUUCAACACUGUACUACACAUGUGUUAGAUCCAAGGCCCGCGAGCCAGAUGUGGCCCGCCACAUCAUUUUAUGUGGCCUGCGAGAGCUUCAAGUAUCUUAAAAUAGGUCUGUGCUGCUUCAAAGCACACAUUGACUAUAAACUACAUUUCCCAUAAAACAUGGCGAUUCUGUUCCCAGUGCAGUAGCUCGCCACUAGGUCGCAGUGUAUCCACUUACAUGUUUAAUUAAUGCAACAAGUGAAAAUAACUGUCCACACAUCAUCCCAAAAUGUCCAGGAAGAGAAAGAUUGAUGCAGAAGGAAGGUGUUUCAACAAAGAUGGAACAUGUUGAUGCUUCAAGGAGAAAAACCGGUAUGUUUUUAAAGUCCUUAGCGUCCAUGCUACUAGCAUCAGUGUCUGCAGCAUUACCCCCUCUGCCUCAGACAAACUGAAAACACUCCUCUUACUCUGCGUCACGUUUACUUAGAAAUUAGCCGACUUUGAAGCCCAGAAAUGGAUUUUAACAGCUCAGUAAUCUGUUUGCUGCUGACAUAGAAAGCGCACCGACCAACUUCCUGUCAUGUGAAUAGAUACAGUGUGUAUGUCUUUAAGACUUGCCUGAAGGGGGAGGAGUUUGGAGAGAGUUUGGCGGGCUGGAAAAUAAACACAACACCUCUCGAGCUGAAGGACAUUGAGUCAUUUAUUACAUUGGUCGUACUUAGAACAUGGUGUCAGAAGUUAAGUGAUGAAUAUGGCCAAGUUUAACCCUCCCGACAACUUUGACUUCACCCGCCCAGAACAGUGGCCGGAGUGGAGGCAGCGGUUCCAGCGUUACUGGCUAGCAACUAAGCUAAACCUCGAGGAUGGCGCUGUGCAGGUUAGCACACUACUCUACGCGCUUGGCAAGGAAGCGGAACAAGUGUUUAACACUCUGCGGUUCAUUGAGGAGGAGGACUAUGACACGGUAUUGGAAAAGCUAAAUAAUUACUUCAUUCAAAAAGUUAACGUCAUCCACGAACGAGCACGGUUUUACCUCCGCUCGCAAAAGAAGGGCGAGUCCGUGGAGUAAUACAUACGUACACUCUAUGAACUGGCCGAGACCUGUCAGUUUGGUCCGGCGAAGAUUGAAAACAUUUGCGACAAGUUAGUGGUUGGGAUCCUGGAUAAAGACAUGUCAGAGAAACUACAGUUAAAAGCCGACCUCACAUUGGAGAAAGCCGUGGAGAUGGUGAGACAGUCUGAGCAGUGUAGUGAUUUGAAGAUGUAUAUUUAUACACUGUAAUUAGAUAAUUUAAUUAUCUGAUUUUGUAUAUUUAUACACUUUAAUUAGGUUAUCAGAAGUGGUUGUUUUUAUCAUCAGGGAGUUUACUUAAACACUCUGUAUUGACUGAGACACAAGAAAAGAGAGAGAGUUGGGAUCGUUUAAGAAUCUUUAAUUUCUAUAAUUAUAAAUUCUUACAAUCUACCAGGACUAUCUCAAUGAUGAAUGUAUAUGGAUUUAGAUGUUUCGUGUUGGUGUGUGUGUGUUUGUUCAGAAUCUCUAGGCUGACGUAGCGAAUCUGGUUUGUUAUGACUAGGCUACCACGAGGCUUCAGAAGCUGAUGACAUGAGCCGCCAUUUUGUGCCGUGACCACGUACCGUAUGGAGUCUCCCGUGUAGAUCAGGAAUUGCCAGGUCCUCGAACCUUCAGAGGUACUGGAGCUGGUUGAAACAGCGGUCACAGUACACAACGCCCGUCUGAGGAUAACUCUGGUAGUAGUCGGCAGGCGUCAGCAAGUUCACUCUUAUUUUGAAGGAACGUUGUCUCGUUGGUACAAACGACGGAAAUCUCCAGCUUGACAGUUCUCAGCUUAAAACAGGAAGUACAGAUGGCCAGCCUGUACUCCUCUUUGCGGUGAUGGAUUGAGAGCUGGUUGAAAACAAUGUUGAGAGUAUGAUGUAACUCCUUUGGAGCUCAGAUCGAACAGAGCUGAUGUCAACGUGGAACUUAACGUGGAACUGAAUAUAAAAUGGCGUUGCCUUCUUUUAUAUCUCCCAGUUGUUUACCAAUCUUAGUGAACCGGAUUGGACUACUUUCAUAAACAAACCAGAUUCUCUCUACGACAGACGAAAGUUCUGAUUGGUUGAGAGUAAUGUGUCAUGCGUUUCCAUGGUAAUGUAUAGCAGUCCGUCUGGUGCAGUCCUGUUUAUUCAUUUAAACACAUAACUCAUGACAUCUUUAUUUCACAGAUCAUUCACCUGAUUAUUAAUGAUCAACAUAUGCUUUGAUUAGCUUAUCACAAAUAAAGUACUUUGAUUAAUCGAUGAAAAGCGUUCUUCUUCUCUUCUUCUGGAAUGUAAACAUACUGAACCAAGCGUCCAACCUUGGUGAUGUUACUGUGUGAAGGGGCAGCUGUUAAUGGCAGACCAUUAUAAGCUUCAUAACGCUACACAUCCCCCCUUUUCAAGGUCAAUGUGGUCCUGCAAGAGACCACUUGGUCGUUGAACAAACCCAAGUUAUGAAGAAUCUUGACAACCGACAGGACGCGAUCCCACUGGAACAGCCAACGGUGGUGAGGUACGAACCCCACGCCGAAGAACAGUCUCGCACACUCCUCAGGAAGAACACAAGUCAGCAGGUUAUUAACUAUUCCCCACGGAAGCCACAAUUGAACCAACAGCAGCUUUAUAUCCUCACGGGCAAAAAUGCAAAGCAGGAGCAGAUCUUGUGUAUAUCCACGAGCAGGUAAUUAUUCCAAAUAGCAAAUUGAUCUUUGUAUCCACCGGCAGGGUAAUAUUCCAAAUAAAAUUGAAGUUUGUAUCCACUGGCAGGGUAAUAUUCCAAAUAAAAAUUGAACUUUGCAACAGUACUUAUCGUAAUCCACAAAAAGGGAAGAGUAGUAGACAGUAAUCCCAAUGAAUGCGGUGUCCCAGCAGCCAUGCCGGAACCAUGGUCGUCCAAGGCCAACGAGCCGGAGCACCACCCAGGAGUAGUCGAUGCAGAUGACGAGACACGGAUCCACCCCCAGGAAGCAGGAUCCUCACGAGCUCAGCAGAGGAGAGAGAGCACAGUGCAGGCACUUCAAUGUAGACACGACAAAAUUGCAUUUCAUGUCAUCAAAGAAAUAAAAACCUAACUCUAUGAGUACCUGUUGUACUAUGUGUAAGUUUUAUGUGAAUUACCCAUUAAGUGAAGAAAUGGAUGCAACCUUCUCUGUGUGAGACGCAAAAAGGAUGAUGCGAAAAGCAGAAAAUGAAAGAACCCUAA
This is a messenger RNA of Nothobranchius furzeri (turquoise killifish), 8202 nucleotides long. Its product is annotated as alpha-(1,3)-fucosyltransferase 7. Gene Ontology annotation, molecular function: alpha-(1->3)-fucosyltransferase activity. The record is from RefSeq and is a predicted model, not a curated record. Lineage: Eukaryota; Metazoa; Chordata; Actinopteri; Cyprinodontiformes; Nothobranchiidae. Gene Ontology annotation, cellular component: membrane.